GGACCAGUCUUUAUUCUCUCGAGCUUGGUAAGUUCAUUACGUUUCUUUUGAACUCUUCAUCUGUUUUCUCUCCUCAGUUUACGAACAUCUUGAACAAUUUAGCUCAGCAGGAAUUACAAGAUCUUUAUAUAGCAUGGAGUACUCAAUCAAGGAUGACGUGACUCAAUUGAUAGGUAACACUCCAAUGGUGUACCUAAACAACAUUGUAGAUGGCUGCGUUGCACGUAUCGCCGCUAAGCUUGAGAUGAUGCAGCCUUGCUCUAGUGUCAAGGACAGAAUUGCUUAUGGAAUGAUUAAAGAUGCAGAAGACAAGGGACUCAUUUCUCCCGGCAAGAACAUAUUGAUUGAGCCAACAUCUGGUAACACCGGGAUUGGUAUAGCAAUGGUCGGAGCAGCUAGAGGUUACAAAGUUGUGAUUACAAUGCCUGCAUCAGUGAGCAUUGAGAGAAGAAUCAUUCUUCUAGCAUUAGGUGCAGAGCUUCACCUCACGGAUCCAAGCAAAGGCGUUAUAGGAGUCAUUGUCAAAGCUGAAGAGAUAUUAAGCAAAACUCCAGAUGGUUUCAUGCCAGAGCAAUUCAGAAACCCUUCAAACCCACAAUCUCAUUAUGACACCACUGGUCCAGAGAUAUGGAGAGACUCUGCAGAGAAAGUAGAUAUGUUGGUUGUUGGUGUUGGGACUGGUGGAACGAUCUCUGGAGCAGGGAAGUUUCUCAAGGAGAAGAAUAAAGACUUUAAGGUUUAUGGGGUGGAACCUGCAGAGAGUGCUGUACUCAGUGGAGGGCAACCUGGUCCACAUGGGAUCCAAGGUAUUGGAGCUGGACUCAUCCCAGACAAUUUGGAUUUUAGCGUUCUUGAUGAAGUCAUUCAAGUGACAAGUGUGGAAGCAAUUGAAACAGCCAAACUUCUUGCCCUGAAAGAAGGAUUAUUGGUUGGAAUAUCAUCCGGAGCCGCUGCGGCCGCUGCUAUAAAAGUGGCAAAACGGCCAGAAAACGCUGGGAAGCUCAUAGUUGUGGUUUUCCCUAGUGGCGGGGAACGUUACUUAUCGACUCCAAUGUUCGACUCCAUCAGAUGUGAAGCAGAGAAUUUGGCAAUUGAAUGAGAGAGACUUAUCAUCCACCACUACUACUACUACUUAAUUCGGUUCGGUUAUGUAAUAAAGUAUCAAGAUAACGGCAUAAGAAGUGUUGUUUGACUUGAAAUGACGUAAUUUUGCUUCCAGAAUAAAUUAAGAAAAUUCUAGACAUGCAUGUAAUGUACGUAAACGUAAGUAACGUAUGUUGAUAAAUAAACAAAAUUAAAGCGAAAUCCUCGCCGAUUUGGUAAA
Molecule: messenger RNA, 1324 nt
Organism: Brassica oleracea var. oleracea
Lineage: Eukaryota; Viridiplantae; Streptophyta; Magnoliopsida; Brassicales; Brassicaceae
Product: bifunctional L-3-cyanoalanine synthase/cysteine synthase D1-like
Exons: 11
Coding region: 134-1099 (321 amino acids)
Cellular component (GO): cytoplasm
Molecular function (GO): cysteine synthase activity
Source: RefSeq, a predicted model, not a curated record